Molecule: messenger RNA, 3689 nt
Organism: Biomphalaria glabrata
Lineage: Eukaryota; Metazoa; Mollusca; Gastropoda; Planorbidae
Exons: 14
Coding region: 62-2014 (650 amino acids)
Source: RefSeq, a predicted model, not a curated record
CACCUGAAAACAAGCCUCGCUUUCAAGACAGUGGACUCAAGGGGGGAAAAGUUACAACAAAAUGGCUCCCAAAACCAUGGGAGCAGGCCUUCGAAAUAUUGUAAUAGUAUACUUAGCAUUCAUGAUUCACGGAGCACAAGGUCAAGUUACUCAAGGAUGUAAAAUUCACCCCUCAUAUGCAGGAGACUGGUACUACAUGGAAGUUGGUCGUGAUGUUUUCAUCAUUGUUUCAGAAGAUAGGUGGAGUGACAUGGUUUGCCUUGAGAGAUAUGAUCAUCCUAUUGAAGAGGACUUUGUUGUGGGUAUAAACAGUACCAUGUUGAUGAGGAAAGAAAGUGGUACUGAUAAGUGUUUCUUCUGUAUGGAUAUACUUUGGAGGACAUUGAAUAUUCUUCAAGUCAGGCAAAGUAGUUGUUUCACCACAAAUACUGGACUAGACAAAAUGUGUAAAGGAAAACAGUUAUUGCCUUCACAAGAUCAAGUUAUUACUUUAUUUCGUCAAACUCUCCAAACUGUGAACUGUAUCUCCACAUGGGAAGGUAUUUACCAAUUCACAUAUGAAGUCAACUGGGGAGGUGGAGGUAUUUGUGACAAUCCUGACAAUAUUGUAAAAGCAUGCCAGGACCCUGGCUCAGCCUACGUAGAUAAUCAAGUGUUCACUAUAACUUAUGCCAGAUGUCCUGGUGUUCAGACAUCCAAAUCUCAAACUAUUCGUUAUCAGUGUAUGGGCAACUGGUUUGCUGUUGUUGGUGGCAUUGGCUAUUCCUUUGCUGCUAUAGCAGACACCGUGCAGAAAGACACUAGGGAGAAAUAUAAAUGUAUGAUGACCUUAAAAAACCAAAAACAAGAAGAUAACUCAAUUCGUUGGGUCAUGUCUCGAUUUGCUGAUUGCAGUGGACUUAACAGCUUGUAUGAAGCUCCUGUUAGAAUUGUACUUAGGAGAACCCCACCCCAGACACCUUACAUCACCCCACAGUGUAACUUGCCAAGAAACAUCUCUGGUGAAUGGUUUACCCAGGGUAUGCAGUUCAAAUCUAGAGUCGUUGUCAAUGAUACCCAUAUUCACUAUUACACUACAAAGAAUGAGUUUGAGUUUGAAGAAACUUACCUGUCAUGUCAGCAGACACUUGGAACCAGAUACCUCAUGACUAAGUACAUUGUAGGAAAAUGUGAAGUGGACUUUGUAUGCUAUGACAUUCUACCUAGACAUCAUGGAAUUGUGCGGUAUAGAGUAGGUAAACCCUCUCGACUGACACCUGAAGAGCUCUCUGAUACUCAAUUCAUGACAAAGAAGUUUCGUGAAGUUUGCAGUUGGCAGUUUUUUACAUUCAAUCGCAAUGAUACAGACUGGAAAUAUGAAGUUUUAAUUAUGAAUCCUCCAUCUCCUGUUGCUUGCCCGAUUGGUGGUCGCUACAGCUUCACCCAGAAUGUAAAUGGUGAAUUAGAAAAAUAUUCUACGAGGAUUCGUGGUGUGACAGACAAACCACGUCACUCUAUAAAUUGUAGAUUAGUGGUUUCAGAGUUUAAGUCUUGCAGCUAUGACAGAUCUAAAAUUGAAGUGGAUGCUGAGUACUGUGAAAGUGUGGACUACAGGGGCAGGCCUCUAGGAGAGUAUGAUGAACCUGACCACAUUUUGACAUGUGUGGGAUUCUGGAUGGAGGAUAUGAAAUCUUACCUGAUCACCUACGAUGAAGAAGAUGCCAUUUCUAUGUUCCGUUGCUGGGUGUAUGAGCGCAUUAGUUGGACAGAUUUUUCCCUUUCAAGGAGUCAAACUGCCCGCUGCCGUCGGGAGCAGAACUCAAGGAGCUACAUGAUUGAAGGCACUGGAUUUAGUAUGAAAAUCACUGACUCUGAGAGGCUGUAUGAUGACUGUCCUCAGAGGUUUGAUCCAGGCUUAAACCCUUACUUAAAACCAACUGUUAUCUAUGUGUUAAGUGGCUCUGUACAUGUGUGUAUUUCUGUAGUAACACUGGUUAGUUUUAUGUGUGUUGCUGUAGCAAGCCAAAAUUUGUAAACAUUGUCAGAACAAAACUUGCAAGUGAAGCGAAUGUAUAUGGGAAAAUGUAUUUUUCUUUGUUUAGCUUUGUGAUGGAAAUAUGGUGAGUCAUGGAUUUCAAAAUACAUUCUUUUUUUUUAAUAGUAUGUUUUAAAAAUUGAAAGCAUUUUUUUCAUUGAGUUUAUUUAAUUUCUUGUUUGUUUUUUUGUGUGAAAUCAGUGGAAUAUAUUAUACUUGUGUAUGUUAUUCAAAUAUUAGUGUACAUAUAUGUGAAUAAUCAAAUGUUUAUAAUAAUGCUGGAUUGGAUCUGAAUAUGUAAUAUACAAUAUCUUUUAUAUUGCUCUUAAGCUUUCACAAAGUUCAUAGUUUAUUUCAAACAUUUGUUUAUAUUUGAUAUUCUUCUGUUUUAUUUGUAUCACAUGUGCAGGAAUUAACUUCAUAUUUUUCAUUGUGAGUUAAAGCUUGUUGGUUUUGAUUGGUGACAUCAAUUGUUUUUGUUUGACUGUGACACAGUACUACAUCAAAGAUUGUGUUGUCAGUACCAAUAGAUACUCAUUAACCUCAUACAACAAUACAAUUUUUUUAAUGACAUUAUUUUUGUUGUUGUUUUGAUUUCACUGAAUUUUUUUAUUUCAGAUAGUGUAUUUAUAUUUAGCUCAAGAAAAAUGCAUGAUAAAGCAUAAAAGAAUUAUAACGUAGGCUCAUAAAAUGUCACAAAAAUGAAUAUCACAGUUUGCUUAUGUGAGUGAUAAUUUUUUAAUAAAUUGGUCCACAAAAAAAAAAUGAUUGAUCAGAACGUUUUGCUUUUCAAUUUAAUAGUUAAUGAGUGCCUUCCAAAUUGUCUAUAUUGUAAAUAGUUCUUUAGUCUUGAUUCAAGUAUUGUGUAAAGAAAUGUUGUCAUGAUUCUGAAUGAACAAGAAAAUGUGUGUACUUGUGUAAAACUCAAAGCCUUCUGUAAUGUUGUAAAUAAACCUCUGUAUUAUUGUAAUGCAAUUAUAAGUAUAUUCUAUUUGUUUUACUGAAUGUACAUAUCAUAGGCAUGGCAGUCGGAUGGCUUGUGUAGAUUUGAUGAUUGCAAGAGAAAUUUUCAGUUUGAAUAGCAUUUCAUAUAUAUAUUAUACUUAAAAAAAAAAAAACUGUCAUUUUCUUCUUUAUCACUGUAAACUUAAAUUGUCUUUCUGAUUAACUUCAUUGUUUUAUUUCAAGUCACGAGUUAAUUAGUGAAGAUUAGUUGUAGCAUCAAUUCUUUUUGUAUCAUGGAUGGAGAACCAAGUGCUUAGUUUCUAUAGCAACUCAAAUAUAUCAAAGAAAAAUAUAUAAAUAUAAUAUACAUAAAUGUUUUUAAACAUCUUUUCGAACUCCUAUUUCGAUAUCAAGUGUUUAAAAGUAGGAGUCAUUUCUAAACUGAAAAACUUUUUUAAAAAAUCCUCUAAAACUGCUGUCUGGUAAUGUCUACAACAAAACAUCAUAGGCCUUUUUGAAGUUUUGUAUAAUUGUCAUGUUCAUUAAACUAGUUAUGUCUUUAUACCUGCUUUCCAGUUCACAUUCCAAGUUGAGUACGGUAACUCAAGGUUGUGUCAUUAAGUAAGAGUUAUCUACAUUCCUUUAUUUCCAGUGUAUACAUUUCAUACUUGUUUGUGUUGUGUAACAUUAACAGACAUUUUUUAAAUACAUUUUUAUGAAUUGAACAAUU